AUGUCCCUUCAGUGGUUCAGGUCUGCUGUGGUUACUCUUAUCAAACUGGUGCUGGUUUUUGGUCGGCAUAAUGUUGGAGCAGAUUUCAGCGAUAACUGUGACAACUCGCCUAAUUCCCUCUCAUGCAUCCACACGUAUGAAGAGCUUUAUAACAGCUUAGCGAAGUCAGAAAACAGUUUUAACAUUGAGUCAGCUAUAUAUCCAUCCAGGAGGCCUUCUUCUGUCCGUGUGUUUGUAAAUUUACAUGGUCCUAACGAGACAGAAAACCUCAUCGUGCCAUACACUUGGAGCCUUUCCUGUUUUUAUGUUGCUGUCCCACCACUACUACUGGACAUUUUGUCCCUCGGAUCCAUCCUUGUGACGCCUCGGACUCAAACACUGAAUAUAACUAUUCCAUAUUUCUGCUGCAAUGUGUCAAAGAAGGAGAAUGAAAGAAGGAUGAUCAUUAAAGAAAGGAUUAAAAGAGCUCUCGCAUCACUUCAAGAUCUUGCCGUAUCACCAGGGAUACGGGAUCCAAGGAUGAACACAGCGGAAUGUGUUAUCGAAGGCCACGGAAUAGACAUAGAGGCUACAGGACGCAGUGUGUACAUCAGAAUAAUCCAAUGGUGUUCAAUACUUUUCGCUUUGGCAGUUUACUUUAUAUUGGCUUCAUUUGCUGAACAUUGUAGAAUAGAAGGUUGGCCAGAGAAUACCGCAGAGAGGGAAAACACGAAUACAACCGGCCGAGACAAGCAAAAGAUCAGGAUAAAAAAUACUGCUAAGGCUAUCUACUAUCUAAUUAUUUUGUUGUCAUUUCUUGGUCAUUUUCAACAUAUGGUGAUCAUUGCAGUUCUUGCAGUGUUUUACCGGAAAGAAGGUCUCUUUUACGUUGAAAUUCUAUUUAUUUUAGUCCCUAUCUGGUUCACAAUGGUAAUCUAUUUAUUACGUGGCCCAAUAUCCAAUUUCCAUGAUUUCUUGGAGAAGCAUUUUCCAUGCCUGAAGCUACCUCGUGCCCUGCCAGUUUCGAUUGAUAGGGGAGAAGAGGACUAUCCCUCCAUGAGGACGAUUAAUUCUAUAUCGGUUGCCCUUACAUUUUCAGCCAUGGCUAGUUUCUGUUCCUAUUGGAUGCUAAUUGGCAUAAUGCUUAACCCAACUUGGGGCUUGACUGUUACGCUUAUAAUAUGCUUUAUUUUUGCCUCCUUCACUUAUGCUGUCUACGAAUAUCUUACUUUAAUUAGCUGUACACAAGAUGAAGUGAAACCCGAUAAACUGCAUGCUCUAUUGCCUGGUAUGUUGAGUUUUCUUGCUGUUCUUUUCCUAAUCCCGGCAUUACUAUUCGCCAGCCCGUGGUUUAAUGGAAGAGAAAAUGCGUAUGAAACAGUAACGACCAUACUUAUGACUGCUCUUGCUACCUUCAUUUGGUUGAUUUCUAAGAAGCUUCUGGGCAAGAAAAAAAAAUCAGAAGAGAAAGUCAUAGACUCAAGACAGACACUUACAGGUGUCUCUAUUAGUGACGCAAGGCAGCCUUCAUCCAGUGAGCUAUCAACCCAUAGCGCCUCAAGUCAGAAUUCAUAUUAUUCAUGUCAUUCCGAAUCUCAUCCACUAGUGAAUGAUCACGGUACUGCGGAAAGCCAGCCCUCAAAUGAUGAUUCAUUUAUAUCAUUGUCGCAAAAAAGCCAAGCAUGUGGCAAAAUGGUGCAAAAUAGUGAAAAUAUCGAAUUUAACGAGACACAAAGGAUAUAUAGAGAGAGCAACGUGUAG
Messenger RNA from Pocillopora verrucosa, 1740 nucleotides. The record is from RefSeq and is a predicted model, not a curated record. NCBI's taxonomy places the organism in Eukaryota, Metazoa, Cnidaria, Anthozoa, Scleractinia, Pocilloporidae.